Molecule: messenger RNA, 1008 nt
Organism: Erinaceus europaeus (western European hedgehog)
Lineage: Eukaryota; Metazoa; Chordata; Mammalia; Eulipotyphla; Erinaceidae
Gene: C2H8orf48
Product: chromosome 2 C8orf48 homolog
Exons: 1
Coding region: 183-968 (261 amino acids)
Source: RefSeq, a predicted model, not a curated record
GCUGUGGCCUCUGCGCGGGCUAGUGCCUGAACUACUCAGUUUUAAUUAGUUCAGCCUUGAUCAUGAGCCAGUGGAUCGUGGCAUGGCAAAAGAGAGGAGAAGCUCAUUCUGAUGAAAUGUGACGACCGUCUGCUCAGAACCAAAAGUCAGAAGGGGAAUUGGCCCAAACAAACAGAUGAGGUAUGGCAGCCUUUUCUGAGGAUACCUUCGACUCCAUUAUGAGUGAAGUACAGAGUUUCAGUUCAUUGACCUACUCUAGCGAAAGGCAGUUAUGGUCUCAUGGCUCUGGGAGCGAACCUGACAGUGAAAAUAUAACUACUGUGUUGGAAGACAGAGACAAAACUUCUGAGAUUUCAGACCUGAGCAGUAAAGAAAUGAAAUUGACUAGAAAAAUGAUCAGCUGCCUCAAGAAGAAAGAAAUUAACUCAGGACAGUACCGGACAGAUACUAAACUUCAGUCAGAAAUUACUCAGUUAUCUGGUGAAGAAUUGAAUGCCCUGGAGUCUUUUUGUGCCACUAAAAUUAACCUGAUCCAUCAGAGUGUGAACUCAAAGGAGAGAAAGGCCAGCAGACAUAAAAAGCUACGGUUUCCAUCAGAUGCAGAAGCUCCAGCGGUAGAUGUGCUUAACUGUACUGUCCCUGAUGAGUUGCUUAACAGAAUCUAUUUAGAAAACACAAGGACAACAUUAAAACAGAUUGCAACAGUUAAGCAACACAUUUCUUCACAGUGCCCUAGUUGCAACAUAAAAAGAGCAGAACUGGCCCAAUCUGCCUUUCUGAAACGUAAGAAAACUUUACUACAGUCACUUAUACUUCAAGAAAAAAUAGAUGAACAUCUUUAUACUAAAGACUUCCUAACUCUUAUUGGAGAAGCACAUCAGCGCUUUCCCAAGCUUUCUGAUGAUUCCAGAACAAUCUGGAAAAGACUGAAUGAAAAAAGUCAGAUUGGAUACUCUGUUUUUCAAUGAUUAGAUAAAGAGCAGAUGUAACAAGAUGGAACUGAACUCA